CCUCCGCUGCAUGUUGUUUAACCCUGCCGGGAGACUACACCCGUCCACUCCUCCAGCCCAGUCCAGUCCCGUGCACAGGACCACGGCGAUGGCCGAGGAGGACCUCCAGCAGCAGCAGGCGGACCGCGGGGCGGGGAGCCUGCCCGGCCUGCUCCCCGGGCUGCAGGGAGCUGAGGCCAGUGCUCUGCAGCUCAGGAUCAAGAACUCCAUCUGCAAAUCAGUUCAGUCAAAAGUGGAAAACAUUCUGCAAGAUGUCGACAAGUUUUCAGACAUUGAGAAACUCUACCUCUACCUUAAGUUGCCUUCUGGUCCCAGCAGUAGUGCUGAUAAAAGUGACCAGAGCGCCCUGUCAUCGAGCCGCACGCAGCAGAUGCACGCGUUCAACUGGAUCCGCAAUCACUUAGAGGAAUACCCGGAGACGUCUCUUCCCAAGCAGGAGGUCUACGAUGAGUACAAGAGCUUCUGUGACAAUCUGAACUACCACCCGCUGAGUGCUGCUGAUUUUGGAAAGAUGAUGAAAAACGUCUUCCCGAACAUGAAAGCACGACGACUUGGCAUGAGAGGAAAGUCAAAGUAUUGCUAUAGUGGACUAAGGAAGAGACCCUUUGUUCACAUGCCGUCUUUACCCACUCUGGAUCUUCUUAAAACAGGAGACGGGCAACAGUGUGAUGUACUCGAGUCACCAGGCCAGCUUAGCGGCAUAAAGGAAGAGGUGCGAUUUGCAGCCUGCGAUCUGGUGUGUGAAUGGGCCCAAAAGGUGCUGAAACGCCAGUUUGAUGCUGUGGAAGACCUGGCUCGCUUCCUCAUCGACAGCCAUUACAUCAGCAACAAGUCGCUGGCAGCUCUCACCAUCAUGACCGGCACAGCAACAGAUGUUAAAACUCCACAGACUGUCCCGGCCUUUGCCCCCACCGCAGAGGCUCACUCUUUCCAGCCUCACGUCACGACCCUGUCAUCACCAUCUGUUGAUGCAAAGCAGCAGCUCCAGAGGAAGAUCCAGAGGAAGCAACAGGAGCAGAAACUGCACUCCCCUUUACCCGGAGAGGGGCAAACGAAGAGGGCAGAUGACAGCGUGCCUUGUGGUAGCCCCACCUCUCCAUCGCCUCAGCCAACCAUAGGCAUCGUGGUGGCUGCUGUCCCAAGCCCCAUCACGGUGCAGCGGAGACAAAUGAUGUCCCCGAGUCCUUUGGGAACAGUAGAGAGCAAAGUGCUUCCUAUUAACUUCCAAAUGGUGACGCAGCCAGUUCAAGCAGUGAAACAGAGCCCGAAACCCCCCCAGAAUAUCCUAGCCAGUGCAGUGGGGGAGCGCACAGCUCGCCAACGCUACGCUCAAAUCCUGCCCAAACCUUCGGCCACCACCGCUAUUGCCCUGCGUUCACCCUCUGCCAUGAUCAUCGCAAACAGCCCCAUUAAGACGGUGAUGACAACUUGUCACGUCAGCCCAAUCAGCUUGGUGAAGAUGACCGCCAUAUCACUCACUCCCAACAGCAGCGAUACCACCACAUCCCUUACAAACACCACGCUGCGGCCGGCAUCUGCAGGCAUCACUUCUGCAGCGGCAGACGAAGUCUCCUUUAAUCAAGACAUGAGGAGUGCCUCUGUGGUCCCUAUUCUGGCCCCGGUGGCCAGCCCAGGACAGACUCCUUACACGCAGAGUGUCGAUGUUGAAAUGGAAGUUGAAGCUAUACAUAAAAACAGCCAAAUGCAUAGUGCUACCAGUCAGGUUUUGAUUGAAAGGUCAGUGGCAAAUAGAGGCGGAGGGGCUGUUCAGAGGGCUGCCAGUGUGCCCAUACCUCAGACUAAGGGCUUCCUGGGUCUGGAGGAAACAUCCAGCCCCGGAUGCAAUGGAAAGUCCUCCUCUGGCCCUCACACCAUGGCUACUCCCUCCAUUCAGACCACCAGCACUGCUUCUUUACUGAACGCCAGCAGGGAUUCUUCAUUUGAGGAGAGCAGCCAAGCAAAGGAAGGUUUUUUGUCCACUAAGAGCCUCAGGAAACGCUCAAGUGUCAGUCCAGACUUCUCUCCAGUCAAAAGAGUCUUUAUGCCACAGCAGCCAGUAGAGGGCGCCGCUGGCCUCUGUUACGGCUUCAGAAACACCGUCGGUAACGUCUUAGGGCCAGGUGCUCCAGCAAGAUCUGAAAGUGCCCCAGCCACCAGGGAGGUAGAGAUGAAAAUGGACUCCGUGUUGCCCACUCAUGUCCAUGCACUCGGUACUUCCUCUUUCAGAGCCAGUGGCUUUUACUCUGUUGCCAAAACACACAAUUCAAUGGAGAGGAAAAACACUUCCACUGUUAUGGAAACUGGCACCUCAGUCAGUGACGCAUUUAUACAGCAGCAGCAGGGGCACACAAUGGCUGAGGUGCAUGCCAUACCUCACAACCCUGAUUUUCACAGAAGUUCAGGUGUGAGUUCAAACUCAGCCAAAGGGAGUCUUGGCGGACAACAGAUCUACGCUCAGCCCAGAUCUGCUACUGAAGCCUUGGAGUUUCUGAAUCAGGCUUCAUCGUCCAGUCAGCUCCCUAUGCAGACAGAUAUGGACUAUUUUUCCUUUGAUGACGAUGUGACUCAGGACAGCAUUGUGGAGGAGCUGGUGCAGAUGGAGGAGCAAAUGAAACUCAACAACCUGCAGGAGUUUGGAGACUGUGUCGCGCUCAAAGGCCAACAGGCUGUCAUGGCGGACAGCUUAGCGUCCACAAAUAAGACCAUGACUCCUUUUUAUCAUUCUGGAAACAGCAGAAGCAACCCAAUCCAAACCCCAACACCGACACCCACACCCACUUCAGAAAUGAUUUGUGGAGGCCAAAGCCUGACUGGAGAAAGUCCCUGCUCCCACAUCGCCUCCACAACCCCAGUGGACAGUGCCCUGGGAAGCAGCCGUCACACCCCAGUUGGUACUCCGCACUCCAACUGCAGCAGCAAUGUUCCUCCCAGUCCGGUGGAGUGCAGGAACCCGUUUGCAUUUACACCCAUCAACUCCAGCAUCACUGGUUUCCAUGACGGCAGCACCAUCUCCAGCAGUCCUGUCAAGCCCAUGCAGAGGCCGAUGGCCACCCACCCAGAUAAGACAAGGCUGGAGUGGAUGAAUAACAGCUACAACAGCAGCAUCGGGAGCGUAAGCAAGUCCAACAGUGGAAUGGGAAUCAUCCCCAGCUAUCAAGGACUGAUAGACGACCAUUUUCAAAAACCUCACGCCUUCGCCAUUCCCCACGCUCGGCACCACGAUAGCCACUUGGGUCGUUUGACUCCGAUCUCACCUGUGCAGCAGCAGGUAGCCAGCAUGGCUAACAUGACCCGGCAGGAAGGCUUCGCUGUGCCCGCCCCUCUCGAUAAUAAAACAUCAUCUGCUGCAACUUUUCGAUGUCGCAGUGUUAGCCCUGCUGUGCACCUGAAGAAUUUGAGCGGGAACACUGGAAACAGUGCCCUUCCCAAUAUCCCUCGUUCAGUGGUGUCUCCCUUUAAUUCUCCUAUGACGCCGGAGAUGUUAAACAUCUUUGCAAACAGCCAAACAAACCUAGGGGUGAGCAGCUUGGCUCAGAGGAGCCGCUCUGUGCCGCUGAAUAUCAUGAUGCAAACUGAAGUGCUGCCCACGCCGGGCCCACAAUGCAGCAGCAAAAAUAUCGGCAGUGUCCUCCUGAGCAAGCUAGACGGGGACCACAGCGACACUGUGCGAGGCAUCGGCAUCAAUAACUUACCCUCCACCUACACUGCACGUAUGAACCUCACCCAGAUCCUCGAGUCCAACCCCAACAUCUCCUGCACUGACAGCCACCUCAGCCUGAUGACCUCUGACUCCACCAGCACAUGCAAGUUGCAGAGGGCUAAUUACCUCAUAGAAAGUGCUAAUAAUGAACAAAUGAUUCUGUCAUCAGAUGAAAGCCAAGUACAAUCAUCCUCUGGAGACCAGCAACAGUCUAUGAUGCUAGCUCUGAGCUCGCAGCAGCAGCAAGAAGAAGAGCUUCGUCGGCAGUUAGACUUCAGCAGGGAUCCAAACCUCCUCACGGACAGCAGCCUCUCUGCUGGCAACCAGCUCAUGGAACAAGUGUCGGAGCUAAGUACAGGCAGGGCACAUUUUCCCUGUGAAAUCAGAAUGACAUCAGAGCUCUCCAGUAGCAUCAACGACCUUAACGCUUUGGACACAAACCUGCUUUUCAACCCCAACAGGCAGCAAGGGCAAUAUCAAAAUGCUGCUCCAGAGGAGCUGGUCAGUGACGUACUGUUUCAGCAAAUCACCGGCGAGACGGCGCAUUCAAGUGGGCUCGACUGGUUAGAGAGCAAAGAUCAUCCAACUGUUGGGUUGAUGGGCUGAGAAUAGGACUUUUUUUUUUUUUUAUGAUUUUCAACAUGUUAUUGUGAGGUUUGUCCAAUUUAUGUGCCAGGCUAAACUGAGCUAAUGCUGCAACAAUGAUUAAAAUGCUGGUCAUUUCCCGUUCAUGAGAAUCUGGAUCAAGAACAUUUAAGCCGUUAAACAAAACAAAACCUGUUGUUUUAAUAUUUAACAUUCAGUAGUCAACUGAAUAAAGCCAUGGAUUUGUCUGUGUAAAUACAAGUAGAAGAUGAUAAUCCUUUUUGCUAUAAAACUUACUUAUAUUGUGCUGUGUAAUCCACAGUUGAUUCAUCAUUCAUAUACUUUACAUGGAACCAAAUUCAUCCAUGAAAAUCCAUUUGAUAAAUUCAUAUAAUAACAAUAUGAAGCAUGUAAAAGGAAACAUUUACAUGGAUACAUUUACCACAAUAAAUGUAUCAGCUAUUCAUCUAAUGAAAAGCAUAGUGUCAUAUCUCUUGAAACUUAAAAAAAAAGUAAGAUGUGAUCUAUUUCUGAACUGUCUUUUCCAAAGUAUAUAUAUAUAUUCAAAAAAAAAAAAGGUUUUCAAACUGUUUGACUGUUUUAGUGUCAAAGAGUUUGGGCCUCUACAGAUUAAGACAACGAAAGUAAAGAGACGUCGAGCUCUCCUUAAACAGAGUAUGUAAAUGAGGCCGAUGUAUUAUUAUAAGGCCCCUUCAUGCACAUUGUUUUAUUUCAACAAAUCUAAUUUACUAAAAGUCUGAAACAUUCAUGAAAAUCAAGAAGUACUAAUAAAUGCAAUAUAUUAUUAUAUAGGAGAAUGAUGAGGUACAGAGCCAAGAGGAGUGACCUCUGUCCUAUAACAAUGUCUCUAAAAGCUUUAGUUAUGCACUAAUUGGUUAACUGUAGAAGUUUGAGAAGUAGCAAAGCAAUAAAAAUAAUCCCUUGAAUGAGGACUUGCACUUUUGACAUGAAUCAUAAAACUGAAAAUAGAAAUGAAAUGAUGACUGUUUUACUUAUAAUGAUACUUAUAAAUAUACUUACUCCUUUUCAUCUAUAAAUGAUAAAAUUAGCUAGUAGUAGUCUGAAGUGAAUGGAACUAAUAUUACACUCCCUAUAAUGCACUGACAAUCUAUAAUACUAAUGCUUCUCUACAAAAACUCUUUGCUUUGACUGAUAAGUCGGUAAAAUUUCAAAACACUUACCGACCAAACGUGACCGUCUCGCUUUACACUGAUGCUGAGCAGCGUGUAAAGACUCACCGCUGGCUUUUGGUCUCUGAGCCUUAUGUCCAUGCCAAAGAUGUAACCUACAAUAUCAUGCACUACAAGCAUGGGUGUCUGCUGUAACCGCCUAUGUGAUGGACAUACUGGGAAUGAAGUGGAAAGAUUUUGCAGCUCUGCAAAGGUGUUGGUUUCUAAAAUCUAAAAAGUCAAACAGGACAAAAAUAAAGGAUGUCUUUGUUUACUCCGCUGUAAUUUAUUGAUCAACUGUUUUUUUUUUUGUGUUAGCAUUAUAUAUCUGAGUGUGUAUUGCUGGCCAUGCUACCUUUAUUUGUUGUACAGAUCGUUGGCGUGGCCAGUUGUCCAGUGCUUUUUGUUUUAUUUGUUUUUUUUUUCUAUUUAUUUACAGUGUGUUGUCUGUACAGAAGGUGAAACCUUGGAAAACCAUUUAAUCUUGUGUAUUCACAGUAAUCUGACUUGCACUGUUACAACGACUUGUAGCAUAUAUUUUUCGGUGUCAUAGCAUAUCACACUGUGUCAUUAUCUCAUAAUAAAUUUUGUUGAAAUUCAUACAUUUUUUGUUCAACCUGUGGAACUGGCUAUAGGCGCGAAAUUGUUCCAGAAAAUAUUUGCACAUGAUUCAAAAUAUGGAAAUAAGACUUUUCAUAAUUAUAUGGUAUAAUAUUACCAUCUGGGUAUGUUGCAAAAGUAGUACAUUGAAUCUGGCCAUGUAACACAUAUUAGGAGAUUUUGUCUUUUUAACGUCUAACUUAGCACGGAGCAAUUAAGACAAACUUGUUUAUAUUCAGUUUUCUAAACUGUUCUGAGUUCUGAUGUUUACCCGUGUGUUUGUUAGCACUGAUGUUUGUUUGAAGAAGUCUUUACCCUUCCUCUUGUGGGUGGUUCAGAUCUGUAGAGCUGGCCUCCACUAUAGUUGCUGUGUCUGUGUACAUGGGAUGUUUUGGGUUGUUUGCAUUUUAGCAAGUGCUUUUUUAAGGGGAAGUGCUUGUUGAUACCGGUUUUUAAAAACUUUUUAAAACUAAUAAACAUUUUUAAGUAUGUUGCUGAAA
Messenger RNA from Mugil cephalus (flathead mullet), 6575 nucleotides. Its product is annotated as DNA-binding protein RFX7-like. The record is from RefSeq and is a predicted model, not a curated record. Lineage: Eukaryota; Metazoa; Chordata; Actinopteri; Mugiliformes; Mugilidae. Gene Ontology annotation, biological process: regulation of transcription by RNA polymerase II. Bases 11 to 4306 code for a protein of 1431 amino acids. The transcript is spliced from 9 exons. Gene Ontology annotation, molecular function: DNA-binding transcription factor activity, RNA polymerase II-specific; RNA polymerase II cis-regulatory region sequence-specific DNA binding.